CUGCUUCUUGCACUACAUUUGAAACAAGAACGGACCAAAAUACUUUGCUCUGAACGCGGUUCUUGGUUUGAAUGAAAGCUCUCGCUAGGUCAAGUGCUCGCGCCCACAGCACUUGCAAGGUGAAGCAGACCAACCGGUUGCUUACCAUCCAGCCGCGUGUCGCAAGCAUCGUCCGCUUCGCAGAGAACGGCGACCUGCAGUCGAUUGUCGAGGCGGCCGUGCAGCAGCGGUUUCAGCUGCACUUCAACGCGCAAUUGCGGCAGGAAGACGCGUGGUACAAGGCGGAGUUGCAGCGGAAGCUCCGGCCGUUCCAGCUGGAGUUCAUCCUGAACACAGGGAACGAGCUUGGCAAAUACGCGCAACCCGAGCGCCUCGCGAAGUUGGCCCUCAAGCUCAAUAUGAGCCCGGACGGCGUCCAGCAAAUGUUCGCGGGCAUUGCAGCGACGCGCAACACAAGUACACACGCUGGUAGCUUGCAAGCGCUGCGACAGAGAGUGACGGACGCGCAGAAGAUGAUUGACGAGCUGGCAGCCACCGACCCCACCCUGUUCGUCACAGACGUCAACCUGUCCUUCGCACGGGAUGUGCUGGCGCUCUACGACACGAUUGAGCGUGACUUCCUACUGUCGGCGUAACCCUGGUCUUGCGGCCGUACCACCAGCACACUACAGCACUAGCAGCAGUCCGCCCAUCGGAGCGUGCAGCAACAGAAGGAGCAGCAGCAGCGGGCAUGGUCACAACCCUGAGUCAUCAGGCGCUGAAGAAGCGCUUGUGCGCUUGAGGUGGAGAGUGUCAUCACAGACCUUUGCAGCGUUAGACUUGCAAUCGAGCGAUAGGAUACGGUAGUCACUUCUCAGAGCAGGAUAGCGAUAGAUGCCCCUCGGAGCCUCCUCUGUGUCUGGUGUAGGUAUGUUGCGUGUACGAUAGCGAGGGUGAUGUACAGAAGUGCUAGCGAUGCCCAUGUGCAAGUACCUGUGGGACCCCUUUUUGACCGCAACAUUCGCGCUCUCCGCAUUCGUAUGUAGUUGGUACUGGGUGUACCCUUCUGUAGCGCUGGCAAUGUACAAGAAGUGCUAGCGAUGUUCGUGGGCAAGUACCUACGGCUUUUGACCGCAACAGCUGCACUCAUCUGUAGUUGGUACCAGGUGUACACUUGUGUAUGGAAUGCGGAGGCAGCCUGUAGGACUGGGCAAGCGUACGUCGCACUUGAAAGUAGUGCGCUACAGCCUUCAGCUUGCCUGAACCUGGCCGAUGGUAGCGCACGUCAUAUGUGGCUUAUGGUCGAUGUUAAGGGCCGGAUAUGGAUGUAUUCCGUUUAUGCUUGAGAGGUCAGCGUGGAUACCAGCUUGGCGUGUACUUGUAUAGUUUUGUGAGAUCAGAGUAAAGAGUGGUGACAGCAGAGUGCCUGGUGCUGUCAUUUACAGGGACCUGCAACGCCGGGUUUAGCGGCGACGGCUGGGCAGGACAGGUACUGCGUGCCGUGCCGUGCGCCACGGAAUGUUUUUUUUGCCGGUGUGCAUGGCCCGGCAAUCCUAUGGCGGGUGUUGUACGUGGGGAAGGGCGGACGCUGACCUGGUGGACGUACUCAGCCCGAUGAAUGUGUACCUAGUGCAUGCUCACUUGUCAACUGGAGGAGAGGAAAAGCGCUGCUGUUUGAGAGCACAACGGCCAGUGAAGUAUUGCAUGCCUUGUGUGGUCACAACCAAACCUUAAGAUCGUCGCGAU
Chlamydomonas reinhardtii is the source of this 1725-nucleotide messenger RNA. RefSeq lists its product as uncharacterized. The record is from RefSeq and is a predicted model, not a curated record. NCBI's taxonomy places the organism in Eukaryota, Viridiplantae, Chlorophyta, Chlorophyceae, Chlamydomonadales, Chlamydomonadaceae. The transcript has 2 exons. Bases 72 to 635 code for a protein of 187 amino acids.